UAAGCUAAGCUGCCACUAAAUAAUAUAUAGUAACAUAAUAAUAGAUUUUAGUGGUUUAUUAUAAUAGAUUGAAGGAAGAAGUGCAGGUAUUCUGUGUGUGAAGGUGUUGAUUGCACAGAGAGAGAGAGAGAGAGAGAGAUAGAGAAGAUGGAGAUAGGAUUUUUGGGGUUGGGGAUAAUGGGAAAGGCCAUCUCUGUGAAUCUUCUCCGCAGUGGCUUCAAGGUCACCGUUUGGAACAGGACACUCUCAAAGUGCGGUGAGCUUUUGGAUCUUGGAGCUUCGGUUGAAGAAACCCCUGCUGCUGUAAUCAAGAAGUGCAAGUAUACCAUUGCUAUGUUAUCUGAUCCUGUUGCUGCUCUUUCGGUGGUUUUCGACAAAGAUGGCGUUCUUGAGCAAAUUUCAAGUGGAAAAGGUUAUAUUGACAUGUCAACAGUUGAUGCUGAUACUUCUUCGAAGAUUAGUGAGGCAAUUUUAGCAAAGGGUGGUGAUUUCCUUGAAGCACCUGUUUCAGGUAGCAAAAAGCCUGCAGAAGAUGGUCAGCUAGUAAUCCUCGCUGCUGGAGUGCAGGCAUUGUAUAAUGAAAUGAUUCCAGUGUUUAAUGUCGUUGGAAAGAAGUCGUUCUACUUGGGGCAGGUUGGAAACGGGGCAAAAAUGAAACUUGUUGUCAACAUGAUAAUGGGCAGUAUGAUGAAUGCAUUAUCAGAAGGACUUAUUCUUGCUGACAGAAGUGGGCUGGAACCUAAAGUUCUUCUCGACGUAUUGGAUCUGGCUGCAAUUGCUAAUCCAAUGUUUAAGUUGAAAGGACCUGCUAUGAUAGAGAGAAACUACCCUCCAGCUUUUCCUCUGAAACAUCAGCAGAAGGACAUGAGAUUGGCUCUUGCCCUUGGGGAUGAAAAUGCUGUAUCGAUGCCUGUGGCAGCCGCAGCUAAUGAGGCUUUCAAGAAAGCCAGAAGCUUGGGGCUUGGAGACCUUGACUUUUCAGCUGUUCAUGAGACUUUGGAGGCUGCUAAACCUCCCCAUUGAUGUACAAAAUCAGCUUGAAGGGCAACCUGUUGAUGCAAAAAUAACUUUAUGAUUUACAUAUACAUGUUCUGAACUUGUUUAGUUUCUAUUUUCUUUUUCUUUUAAAAACAUGUGCGAUGUGGGGUUGCAAUCUGGUAGAAUGUAAUAUAUGGUUAGAAGUUUUAGCAGAAUUUCUAUGAGAAAUGCCAAAUCUUUAUCAACUUUUUGUUUC
Messenger RNA from Ziziphus jujuba (common jujube), 1234 nucleotides. RefSeq names its product glyoxylate/succinic semialdehyde reductase 1. Gene Ontology annotation, cellular component: cytosol. The record is from RefSeq and is a predicted model, not a curated record. The transcript has 8 exons. Gene Ontology annotation, molecular function: NADP binding; 3-hydroxybutyrate dehydrogenase activity; NAD binding. NCBI's taxonomy places the organism in Eukaryota, Viridiplantae, Streptophyta, Magnoliopsida, Rosales, Rhamnaceae. The coding region runs from base 148 to 1023 and encodes 291 amino acids.